Molecule: messenger RNA, 2469 nt
Organism: Caenorhabditis sp. 36 PRJEB53466
Lineage: Eukaryota; Metazoa; Nematoda; Chromadorea; Rhabditida; Rhabditidae
Source: the annotation of a GenBank genome assembly
AUGAAAGAGAAUCAUCUCUUGAUUUUCACGCUGCUCGCGGUCGGACUGGGGCUCGGCGGCGGCCUGCUCCUCCGUCGAAUCGAACUUUCUGAUGAUGCUCGUAACCUGAUCGGAUUCCCGGGCGAAAUAUUCAUGCAAGUGCUCAAGUUGAUGAUCCUCCCACUCAUAUUCUCUUCCUUGAUCUCAUGUGAGUUCAAGUUCCGGUGUUCCUGCCUAGAAAACUUUGUCUCUGCAGCUCUCGGUCAGAUGGACGCAGAAAGAUCAGGAAAAAUGGGCCUCCUCGCUGUGUUCUACUAUCUGACUACUGUACUCAUCGCCUGCUUGAUCGCCGUCUCCGUGGUCCUUCUCCUUCAUCCCGGGAAUCCAGAAGUGAAGAACAAAAGCGUCGCCGAUACGACUAACGGGACGAAUCUCUCCGCACUUGACUCGAUUCUCGACCUCAUUAGGAAUAUGUUCCCCCAAAACAUUGUGGAGGCAACAAUGAAACGAUCUCAGACGGCGUUUGUAGUCGCCAAAAAGAAUGUGCAUAGGAACGGGACAACAAACGGAACGGAACCAGUGAUUGUGAAGAAGAUGGUUCUAUUGAGUGCGGGAACCAAUAUACUAGGUCAGUUUUGUGUACAUUUUUGUACUAUUUUACGAUAAUGAUUUCUUCUUUAAUUACCUCCAAAACAACGAUCUUAUACAAGAUGAAUACAUAAAAGGCUAGAAUAGAAUUGUUGCGAAAUGAAACGGUGCGGGCGGAACCGAGAUUGGGUGGCGAUCAAUGGGCCCGCCUCUGCUGCACACGUCGCGGUUGCAUUCCACCUUUUCCCGCCGCUGCUCCUGGGAAUCCUCCCCCUAGCGUCUUCCAGUGUCUUAAUUAUAAUACCCUCGAGUAUCCUUCUCGUCGUUGUAUUCCGUCCGUCCUAUCGUUAGAAUCUCAAGAUUUAGCUCCAGCGGUUCUCCUCCAUGCUGCUCCAGUGAGUGCUUCGAACAAACCGAGGUCAUGUAGGAUUUGGUUCUCAGUUCUUCCGCUGCUCUCGCGUGUUCGUUUGAACCUUUCGAACAGCGGAAGUCCGGUUUCUCCCACGUAGUCCUCACCACAUGCACACUUUAUUUUUGUACUUCUAACUGUUUUCAGGUCUGAUCGUAUUCUGCACGGGAUUCGGCAUCGUGAUCUCUAAACUAGGAGAGAAAGGAAGAUUCAUCGUCGAAUUCUUUAUCGUUCUCGAUAAAGUUGUGAUGAAGUUCGUCUCCGUGCUCAUGUGGUUCGCUCCCGUUGGAAUAAUCAGUCUGAUCGCUUCCAGUAUUUUGGACAUUGAUGACAUUUCCAAGAUGAUCACAACAAUGGCUUUGUACUGGUUUCACUGUUCUCAGGAAUCGUAGAAUAACUCCUUUCAGGUACGUGUUCACUGUGAUGGUCUGCCUCUUUCUGCACUGUAUUGUUGUUAUUCCGCUCCUCUUCUUUUUCUUGACUCGAAAGAAUCCGUUGUACGUGGCAAAAGGCAUGCUUCAACCAUUCGUGACUGCUGUCGGAACGGCUUCCAGGUGAGCACUUUCAACCCGAAACGAGAUCUUUCGUAUUCUCAGCGGAGCAUCGUUGCCACAAGCGAUCAACAGUGUGGAAACGAAUCUCCACGUGGAUUCAAGGAUUGCUGGCUUCAUAAUGCCCCUCGGAAACACUAUUAAUAUGGCAGGAAUUCCACUUGCCCUUCCUCAAAUGUCUCUUCCUUUUAUAGGACGGAAAUGCUCUUUACGAAGCUGUCGCCGUCAUUUUCAUCGCGCAGCUCAACAACGUCACUCUCUCGUUUGCUGAAAUCAUCACUAUCUGGUAUGUGGAACAUUCUGCCCUUUCCCUCUUUUCUAAAAAUUCCGUUCUUUAGCGUCACUGCCACGUUCGCGUCAAUCGGUUUGAACGCGGUCCCGACGGGUCUCGUCUCGAUGUUCGUCAUCCUUUCGGCCGUCGGAUUGCCCGUGUCAGACAUCUCUCUGCUGUUCACCGUCGAUUGGUUCAUGUCCGUUCGAAAAUAGAAUACUCACUCCCAAUGGACGCAUUUCAGAGAUCGCAUCCGAACUGCUCUCAAUGUGAUGGGGGAUGCGUACUGUGCUUGUGUCGUUCAGCAUUUUAUACAGGUGGGAUCGUAGAUUCAUUCACACCGCGUGAAUGCACGAAUUCAGAGUGAUCUUUCACGUGGACAACACUCGGUUCUGGAUGAGCUGAAGAUUGAAGAGGGCGACUCAGAAGAGGGGGAUCGCCCGGCUAAUCUGCCGCAGAGCAUGCCAGUCAAAAAAGUGCAGUCUCCGUCCUUUCCCGAUUUAUCUUCUCUUUUGCAGGUCUCGUUCGUCGACUACCAUCACAUUCCGUCUCCGACCGUGCCGCCCGUCUUCAAUUCCAACAGAACGUACUCUCUAAAGUCGGCCAUAAUUGGACCACUGCGUGCUCACGUAGCUCUCCAAGCACGGCUUUCUCAGUUGUCUGAAGAAUAA